AUGCGGUGCUCCUCGGUCGCAACCGCGACGAUCCUCCAGUGGGUCGUCAUGACACUGCUUGUCUCGGCGAUGCCAACCCGCAUCAUCGGUGUGGCUGUCAACCCCUCCGUCUGGCGUUCUGCGUCAGGCAGCCAGAACCCGACCAAGAUGACACCACCACACCAAGGGUCACCGAACAAAUUGACAAAGAGCCACAACAGUGUGCACGGACCCCGUCCCGGCGUCGAGGGACCUCCGGAGGAGAUCUACUCCAUCCUCCAGCCCCAGGAGAUGCUGUCGCACCCCUUCGCCCGCGACCCGCGCUUGGGCGUGAGCUGGAAACUGUGGCGGACCGACGUCGAGAACACAUCGCCGGUCCAGUUCGAGUGGAACAUGGCACAACGCGUUCCAGCGAACCUGGGUGGACUGGGCGCCUACGUCGGCACUGUCGCCAUCAAGCACGCCUUUAAAGCCGAGGGCAUGUCGUUGGCGCCGGAGGUCGUCGAAGGCAACUGCGUGCCACUGCACUGCGCUCCUAGAGAGGAGUAUUGUACGGCCUCGUACAAUGUACACAACGACUGGGGCCAGCAGCAUGACUGUGGGGAGGCCGUCGACUUGAAGUCGACGCUAUGUGGUUGA
This is a messenger RNA of Fonsecaea monophora, 618 nucleotides long. RefSeq lists its product as hypothetical. The record is from RefSeq and is a predicted model, not a curated record. The transcript is spliced from 3 exons. Lineage: Eukaryota; Fungi; Ascomycota; Eurotiomycetes; Chaetothyriales; Herpotrichiellaceae. The coding region runs from base 1 to 618 and encodes 205 amino acids.